Molecule: messenger RNA, 2771 nt
Organism: Sebastes umbrosus (honeycomb rockfish)
Lineage: Eukaryota; Metazoa; Chordata; Actinopteri; Perciformes; Sebastidae
Product: regulator of microtubule dynamics protein 2
Exons: 11
Coding region: 300-1529 (409 amino acids)
Cellular component (GO): mitotic spindle pole; cytoplasm; spindle microtubule
Molecular function (GO): microtubule binding
Source: RefSeq, a predicted model, not a curated record
CGUUAGAAUAAAAUAAAAAAAAUAAAAAAUUAAAUUCUACCAAUAUACAAUAUAAGCUAUAAACAAAAAUAAACCUAUAAACAUAAUAAUCAUAUAUCAUUUAUUUGCACCAAAAUAAGUAAUUUGCAUUGCGAGGUUGAAGUCCGGAACGUUUCACAGUGGCGCCCGCGCCCACACGGAACAUUCUAACGAAGACACGGUGUAACCGUCAAAACAUUCCGUGUAACUCACACCAGUGAGCUGCUGCUGUCAAGCCAACAGAAAGUGCCUCUCCUCGUCUCACCUGUGCAGCCUGCAGGAUGGCCCAGGCAGACAGCAAGGUGCUGGUUCUGGGAGCAUUGGCUGGAGUGGCUGGCAUCAGUCUGGCUGUGGUGUGUUACCGGGGCCUUACGUCGAAGCGAAGGGUCUCGUGGCCGGGGUUCUACCUCAACCGCAAUAAUGAACAUGGGCCUGGCAUCAUGAUGGUGGAUGGUCCAGGUCUGCACGGCGGUCAGGCCGAGGUACUGGAGCGCCUUGAGGCCCUGAUCCAGUGUGUGUCCGAGCUAAAGGAUGAGAUGAAGUCGUUGAAGAACGCUCUGCCGACGCUGCAGCACCAAGUCAGGGAGGAACUGAGGGGACGCGAUGAGGCGCGGCGAGCCAGCCCUCUCCAAAGGACCACACCGACAAGAAGGAAACGGGCUGCAGGUAGCAUCGCUGGGGCCAGAGCUGGAGGUCGGAGCUCAGAGGAAGCAGAGAGUGAGGGAGGGUAUAUGACUGCGCUGACAGACUCUGAGGAUGAAGAGCUAAGCGAUGCAGAACAGAGGGAUGAAGAGCAACCUGCAGACAAGUUAUGCGUCCUCCUCGAGAGGAUCGACAGUUUGCAUCACGGCGCUGAAUCUGACAAAAGGGAAAGUCUUGACCUCCUUUUGGAGCAGAGGGAGGAGUUUGGACAGAACUCAACAUUUCUUUGGCGGCUAAUCCGAGCCUACUGUGACGUUCAUGACGUCAGCUCCACUCUGGAGGAGAAGAAGACCCAUGCAGCAACUGGGAAGACAGUUGGUGAGGAGGCGGUGAGCCUGAACCCUACAUGUGCUGAAAGUCAUCAGUGGUAUGCCAUCAUGUGUGGGAUUAUGGCCGAAUAUGACACCGUGCAGAACAAGAUAAAGAACGGAUACAUCUUUAAGGAUCAUCUGGAUAAAGCCAUUGAGCUGAAGCCACAGGACCCCAUGUCCUACUACCUGCUGGGCCGCUGGUGCUACGCUGUGGCUCAGUUGUCGUGGAUUGAGAGGAAAGUUGCUGCAACGUUGUUUGGAGAUCCUCCAAGUGCAACAGUUGAAGAUGCACUGAAGAAUUUUCUUAAGGUUGAGGAAAUCCAGUCAGGAUAUUCCAAAUGCAACUACGUGUUUCUAGCUAAGUGCUACAAAGACCUGGGGCAGAGGGAUAAGGCUAGGAAGAUGUGUGAAGCUGCUUCUUCAAUGAAUGUUGUGUCCAAAGAGGAUGGAGACGCACAAAAGGAGUUGGACUUACUCUGCCCAGCGCUCGGAGUGUGACGACGUGCACAUAGCACAUUCUUUUGGAAAUGCAUUUUCCAUGUGCUACGGGCUGUGGGUGUGUGUGUGUGUGUGUGUGUGUGUGGAUAUAGUGUGAGGCCAUCAUGUUAAUUCACUCUGUGAGUGGAGGGAGGUGUGCUGUGGCAUUAUAUCAUCUAUCGGAGUAAUAGGCUGCCACAGUCAGAACCGUCCUACAGUGUGUAGUUUUAAAUCAGAUUUGUGUUCUAAUCAUGUUUUUGUUUUUUUCAAUAAGUGGAAAACUAAUUAUUCUCAACUGUUUUUUUUUUUUUUUUUCAAAUUGACGAGAUAAUAAUCAAGUCUAUCAGGUGGAUUUUUGUUGAUUUUAAUGGGAUUAAUCAUAGCUAUAGUAAAUACAGUGUGAUUGUUGGUGUAUAUUCAUGUAUUCCCAGUCGAACUCUGUGUGCAGCAGUGCGUCGCAGACAGACGUCUGAUUGCUCUGAUAGUGAAAGUCUCAAGGUGUGUCUCAAGGAUACCGAUUUUGGGGAGGUGACCCCUGGGGACUUGCUGUUCCUUCCUGUUUUUUUGUUGUGUCUCCCACCACACAUUCAAGUGGCAAUAACAAAAAGCACAUCAGACAAUGGCGCACCCAAACAAAGAUCUAGGAAUGCUGUGACCACUGAACGACCUCUUGCCCUCACGACUCUGCCUUCACUCGGACCGGCUACAUUUAUUAUUUAAUCAUGCCGUUAACGCACACUGAUGAUUAUGUUCUUUAUGGUGUCUUUUCUUUUGUUGUUUACUUUGGCAUCUCUCCAUUGAAGACCUUCAUUAUUCAGUUAUCGCCUGCUACUGUGACAGUGAUGUCACUCCAGUAUAUAACUGCAGGGGUUAUAUGAAGCCGUUGGACAGGUGUUUUGAAGCAAAGUCCCCUUUUUAAUCCAGAGUUCCUGUUGGAAACUUUCAGGAAAGUUUCUCUUGCUGGGGGGGGCUUCCUGAAUCCUUUGAGUUUGAACAUGAAGCUCUGACUGCCUUACAUUUUAUUGGUCUUGUAUUGUUUUUAAAUCUGUGUAAUCUAAAAUCAGUUUCCAAAGCACACCACUCCAAUUGAUACGCCAAGUAAAAAAAUGGUUUAAUGUUUAUACAAGGCUCCUAUUACUCUGCAUAUACAGUAUACAACACCUGAUUAUCCCGUUUAAGGUUAACCCUACCUUUAAGGUUUGCUCAGGUUUCAAUUAUUGUACAAAAAUACCCCGGGUUAAGUCCACACAGGCCACAAUUUGC